GUAUGUUGCAUGUGUUGUGUAUUGUGUGUGUAUAUGUGAGUGCGAAGGUCCAGGGUGUGUGGAGAGAGAAAGAGAGCUGGUGUGGUUUUAUUAAGGUAUUUGCUGUUGCCGAGGUUCUUGAGGAAUUUCCUCCGGAGAGAAAGUUGCAGAUGAGCGUUGUGGCGAAAUGUAAACACGGUGUGUUGAGGUUCGGAUAAAGUAAAAAAUGGCAGAAUCUGAAGAUAGUUCAGCAUCGCCAGAUAGUACAACAAAGGAGCGCCUUGGAUUUGUCCACGGUGAAGAUGUUCUCCUUCAGCACAAAGAUGGAAAAUACUAUCUUGGAACAAUUGUGGAGGUGGACAUGGCAGGAGAGAGAUGUCGUGUUAAAUUUUUGGAUAACACAUCCUCUUGGUCAUCAAUUAAAGAGCUGACAAAAUUAGCAUCAGAAUCAGAUGUCACAUGUGUCCUAUGUAAAAAGUCUCAACCUAAAACAGAAAAUGACAUUGUUACAUGUGAUAAAUGUGGCCGGGGGUAUCACCAGUUUUGCCAUCUGCCUCAAAUCAAAAAAGAAGAAACACUUCCCGAUGCACAUUGGCAAUGUAGAAAAUGUUGUGACUCUCAGCAGCCUAAGGGUACUAAAGAAAUUAAAAAAUCUAUGGUCAAACCAAACAUUAGGAAACUGUGCAGUGGAAGGGAUCAACCUCUUCCUCCCCCAGAUGAUAAAACAAAGUUACCGUAUGAUCCUGAAAUGCUGAACUGGGAUGCACAUCACAGAGUAAAUGCUGAGCAAAUCUACUGUUAUUGUGGUUUAAAUGGUGAAUGGUAUACCCAGAUGUUGCAGUGUGCUCGUUGUAAACAAUGGUUUCAUGAGAAAUGUAUUGGCUGUUUGACUUACCCUCUGUAUAGUGGUGACAGAUUUUAUGUAUUUGUUUGUUCAAUGUGCAAUUACGGCAAGGAAUUUGUACGGCGGUUAGAAUUAAAGUGGGUUGAUCUUGUACAUUUAAUGUUGUACAAUCUAACAGUGUACAACGCGAAAAAGUACUAUGACUUGGAUACUGUGAUUGUUCCUUACGCAAAUGACAACUGGAACACAUUGCAGUUACCUCCAAGAAUCCGCGAUGUGACUGCUCAAGUCCGUAAGGAAUCCAUACUCGCGAUACUUACAAAUAAUAGAAAUAGGUUUAAGUGCGGUAGAGAAAUAAAAAAGCGCACGACAAUUUGGGGAUUGAGGGUGAGAUUGCCGCCACCAUGCCCAGUUGUCAAUCUUCCUUCAACCGGAGUCAUCGAUGACUCGGUUUUGCGACGAUGUUGGGGCGCCAGCAAAAGACUGCAAUUCCUUUCUCCCACUACUGAGCCUGUAGCUUUGCCAGAAAGUACAAAGCAAUUACACACAUUGAAGCAAAGCUUAGCUGAAAGUGUGGAGAUCGCGGUAAAUCCAUCAGACGUUGUUAUGCGGGGUACAAUCUAUCAAAAUUCAGAGGUUGACCAAAGCUCUAGUUCGAGUCCGACUAAUCAAAUCACUCAAACCUUAAGAGAAAGCGAUAACGAAAAACUGACCCGCAGAUAUAGUGGCGGUGGCUUUGUGAAGAAAUCCGUGCCAUUUCCAAAGCUCAGCCUGCAAAGGCGACGUCGACUCAUGGCGUUGGGUAGUUCGCGCGAACGAAUACUACGCAAACACAAAAAACGUGAUAUGGAGAGUGAUGAGCAAGGCUCGACCAAACUGCAGGAUAUGCGGGAGGCGAGGAUACGCAAGGCUAGGAAACUCGUCAAGAACGCUAUUGCUAAGAGCAAAUCCCGGAAUGCAGAACCGAGCGAUUUGCCACCAACGCCACCGACAUCAGUCUCGGGUCCGCCAACGCCACCAGCAACCACAUCCUCGGGAAUAUCCGAAGUCUCGGUACCUAGUUCGCUCGAACUUCAACUGGCAACGCCAUCCACGCCGGCCGACACGUCGGGCGACGAGACGAGUUCUCGUGGCACGUUAGACUCGUUUAUACCGCCGCCGAAAGACUUUGAAGGCAAGAACAAUCCGUUCAGGAAUCUUAGUGAACUUUUAGGUGUCGUCACACCAUCGUCGUCGUGCAGUAAUGGUUCAAGCUGCAGUAGCGCACAGUCAACUUUCAAUCCAUCUCCGAUUACACUGCCAUUGCCACUGACACCCGUUAUCUCACAGCCACCGAUCGUUCGGCCUGCGAAGAGGCAACUGUCGGAGAAAGACAUUAUUAUCGAUAGGAAUGGCCAGGUCAAGAGGAGGAGGACACAUAGACGCGGCAGGCCGCCUCAGCAACAGUCUUCGCAGAGCUAUCAGCAAACAGCGAGCAAGACAGCAGCGAUCAUUCCAGCACGCAAUAGCGAAGUGAAAAACACUGAGUUCAAUCGUAACCUGCGAAGCUCUUUUAGCACUCCAUCGAGCGAUCAAAUCAGCAACUGCGUUGACUACGCAUUGAAUGGUCGUCGUCUACGUCAACGUGGUCCUAGUACCGAUAAGUUGCUACCACCGCAAAAUGAGUCGAGCAACUCGUCGUCAGCAACACUGCCAGCAGUAUCAGCAACCGUCAAAAAGUCACAGCCGUGUGGCAAUUGCAGCGGUAGUAUGCCAAACUCACCGACAAAGUGUUCGCCUGUCAAGCAAAAUGCACCGGACAUCUCCAUAGAUGACCUGAAGUCCUCUGUCAACGUGUACUUUGGCGCUGCCAAUAGGAUUGCUUCUGGCGAGAACUUUACAAUCAAGGGCAAAAGACUUGGUCCAAACGGAUGUCCGCAGUAUCUUAUCGAAUGGGAUAGUCCCAUGGCGUAAUUGAACGUUCGUUUCUUCAUUUCACUUUUCCUCGAGACAGAUCUUUAGUAUUAUAAGCUGGGUUGGGUGAUUCGAGUGUUUACUAUUUGUUUUCGUGAAUUUUUCAAUUGUUCGAUGCUUUUUUUUUCUUGCAUAAUGAAUGGCAAAAUAUUUGAACUUUUUGCACAGUUUACUUUUGUUCUUAACGUUACAUGAUAACGAUAAAACAAGAUCUGUUUUAAUGAGACUUUGGGAAUCCUUCAGAACAAAUUUACAUUGCAUGAUUGAGUUUGUCAAAGUAUUUUGUCGCUGGUCGACCUAUCUUUAUUCUAUUUUUGUCUAGCUUAAAUUUUUUUGUUUUUUAUAAAGUACUUACCGCAAGAAAUUUUAUAUUAUUCACGUAUUGUAUUGACAACUGGUUAACAAGAAAACCGUCCACCAAUUGGAAAACAUUCUAAAUUUGUUCAAAAGCAUUUUCCGAAGAUCUCGUUGUUUGUUGCGGAUAUUUAGCUAUAUUGUUCAAUUGCUUUUUCAGUAUGAAAACCGAUCAAGUAUGCCACUAACUUUAAUGUGAUGUAAUUCAGCGAAUUUUCAUAAAAUGAAAGUCAAACGAUAGAAAAAAAUCAAUAAAACUGGUCGUUCCUCUGAAAGUUAACGGAUGUAAAACUUAAUAGAUACAAAUGAAAAUCGAAUUGAAAUCAUUGGAGAUUAUUUUUCGAUACAAGUGUAGAAGUAGUUUUUGGUAAUAAUGCGAAUGUAGGUUGUUUUAAACUCAAGUCGAUCCAAUAUCUUUUUCAAGUUUUUAAUGAAAGAAUGAAUCUACAGGAUCAAAAAUAUUUAUAUUCGUAUACUUGUACAAAAGUCUUAUGUAAUCACGCGUAAAAUAUAACCAAUGGUUACCCUUUUGUAAAGAAGCUGAAAUCAUACUUUUCGUGAGUUUCGAACUGUAUUUGUGCAUUUACUUAAUCUGACAAUUAAUGCACCUUUAUGAGAAAAAUAAGAUUUUACUUUAUAUACAGUUUCUAUAAAUGAAAAUUUCUUGGAUAGUUUAUUACGACUGUAAUUGAAUUGAGAAAACUUUCAUAGUAGCAUGAAUUAUUGUGUAUAUUCAAUUGUUCGUAAUGGGAUCCUGUCGUGAUAAUCUUCAAAAGUCGUGAAAUACUUUUGUAAAAGCAUGCUACCCUUUUCCUACGCUAACUUAUAUGUAAAAUCUGCUCUUUUAUUUUGUUCUUAAUUUUCUUUCGAGUGUUCUUCAAGCUUUAGAAAGUCGCAACCUAAUUUUUACAAGUACUUUUUCUUGUUGUUUCAACAGCCAUAAUUGAUCACGUCCUGGUAAUAUUUUAUGUAUAAAAUAAUGUUCAAUUCCGCCAAGGGAUCGUAGAUAUGUAAAAAAAAUACCACAUGUUAAGACAACGAGGCAAAAAGAAAAAUGGUAAAGUUCACACUGCCUAAUUAUACAAACUCUUACUUAUGUGAGAGCAAAAAUCCGUAAUCCAGCGAUAUUGUUUCUUUAUUGUAUUUUUUAAAUUUUAGGUUCUGAUUAAUCUCGACUGUUGUUUAUAAUUAUUUAUCAUUAAAUAUGCUUACCUCAGAGGCAUAAGCUUAGCACGCUUUUACUUAUAGGUGAGAAAUAGAGGAGAACAUUAGUAAACCAACUUGAAAGACCUUUGUACGUAUCGUAUGGUUAUUGACCAAAGCAAAUCUGAUCUGAACGGAGUUUAAAGAGAUAUAUCUCUAAUUGUAUGCUGUCGCGUUUCGGCAAUUGUUUUUUGAGUCGUUAAAAUUUCGACUCGUGUAUUGAUUCCUAACUAAAUUGAAUAUAAUGGUUUUGAAGAAUUAAAAAUUUUAAUGAUUCUUGUUCGAAAAAAAACUAAUUAACAAGUUUAACAAAUUGAAAAAUCAUAUUAACUGAGAACAUAUCAUUGUAAUAUCCAAACUGAUUUCAAUGAAGUAUUCUCAGUGAAAAAUUAUCGGCUAUGAGGUGUUUACAAUUUAUAACAAAAUUUAUCAAUGUAAAGACUAAAAAACUUAAAUGAUUUAGGUCGUAAUUGUUAAGUAGCGUACUCGAAAAGAAAAUUCCAAAGGCUUUCGGGAGCGGUUUACAUCUAUAAAGUAGGAAAUUUACGAAAUGUAUACUGAGCUUUUGCCUCAAAAUUUACGAGAAAAAAUUGAUGACUUGUCUUUCAACGAUUUUACACUCUGUAAAAAUCGAUGAGAGUACAUUAAUACACAUUAAGCGACUUAUUGUCAAGUCGAUCAACUAUGUAAUCUAACAAGUUCGACCGAGUUUUUCGACAAUUAGACGGUUUUUUCGAACUUGUUACGUAAAUAAAAAUGGAAGUCGAAAAAGAUAGACGAAUAAUUAAUACUGCCAGUAUCGUAAUGUAAAUAAUGAUGAUUCUUUUUUAUGUCUAAGAUUUGAAUAGAGUAUAUAGCCAGGUUAGAUAAGUUAUAUAUACACGAUAGCAUUUGUAUGAUUCUCAAAUUUGUACGAAUGUUUGUGAUAAUUUCUAGAGAAGCGAGUGUACGUUUAGUAUGUAAGCUCUGAUGCUGGAAUUGAUUCGAAUGCAUGAUUAUUCCAAAAAAAGUAUAGCUGAAAAAUACUGAAGACUUUUUGUUAAACGAAAUUAUAAAAUUAGCAAAUUUAGGUAUAUGAUUGAUUAUCAGAAAUAGAUUAUUGUUUUGAGGAAUUGCAAAUAAUAUUUGCAAAACUAUUUAGAGAACGACUAAUUUAUUAAAUAUCGUAUGGGUGAUUGAAAUAUUGACAAAAAUUUCAAUCAUGGCAAAACGAUUGUAUUUUGAUUGUCGAAGUUUAUUUUUGUGAUGUAAAAGUGGAAAAUUCAAUUAAUUUUCUUUGCUCGUCAGCAUCCAAUUUCGGACAUUGUUAACAUAAAACAAUUUGGUAUGUAAUUUAUGAAUGCUUGAUGAUUAGUUAAAAUUACGGCAGACGAUCGUUUUCACGAUCAAAUUUUCAUGUAAAUAUUCGAAAUAAAACAUCUCAUGAGGCAACAUAUAAAAUAAACAUAGUGUAUAGUGAAGAUGGUCAGAAUUCAAUACAUGGCAAUUUUCCAGAAAACAAGCCGCCAUUUUUUAUCGCACAAAAGUGGGUAAUUAUUUGAAAAAAGAUGCGUAAUAGGGUGCAGAAUAUUUAAAAUAUAGAUAUAAUUUGGGGGGAGGACGAGCUGCCUUAUGUUAUUGACAACAUAUUUUGUGCAUUUUUUUCCAAAUUCGAAUUUGAAGUUAACAUUCAUUUUCAAUGAUUGUUUUAAUAAAUAUGCGAGUAUACGGUGUUCUUUGUAUAUGCACGUAAAAAUGUGUCGUUUGUAAAGCCAUCGAUGUUAUACUAAAAAUAUGACUGUUUCAUUUUUGUAGUGCGAUUUUAUUUUAUCUUAGCUACUUUAAUUUUUGAGUACAAUGUACAACAAUUACAGGAUAAUUUCGUGAUGUGUGUAUUCUUUUCAGUUAUCAAAUCAUUAGUUUCUUUCUUGAAUGUUUUUUAUAAUUAAUUUGAUUUUGAUUCAAAUAAUUACGCAUGAACCUUAUCGUGUAAAAAAACGUAGUGUACGCAACAAGGAACGAAUUCUAACUUUAUAACGUUAGUAAUUUGAGUGGAAAUGGAAUAAUUGAAGUUAUAGUUUUGUAAUGUAAUUUUUGUUCGCAUAAAUUUUACUUAAUCAUUAAGUUUAUAUCGUAUAAGUUUGAAUUCUGGAAAAAGAAAUAAAGCGAUUUAUCGAUCGACGAUAAACGAGUCGAGUUCCACUUAAUUGUUGUUCAUUAACUCAGUUCGCAUUAUGAGACUGAUUCUAUUUUACUUUUUAUUUGUCAACGAUUCGCUCAUCUUUAGUACGAAUUAAGUACUUCGUAGAUCGUUAAUGAUUAGAGGUCGAUUAUUAUGCAAAAACCGCUGCCACUUGUAAAAAGUAUAAUAAUAAAUCAUUUUACGUGUAGAAUGUGUAAUGAACAUCCUAUAUUUAUUUUGAUUUGCCUCAUGCACGCUCCUCAUUAUUUUAUUUUUUUGUUUCGUUCGAAUUCAUUGCAAGCGAAAAUUAAAGUCACUUACGUAUGUGCACCAACGACGGAAACCUCAUGCGUAUGAGAAAAAAAGAGAAUUGUAUUGUAAAGAUAACGUAUACCUUUUACUGGAAAAACACGUUUGCACAUUUUGUAAUAAUGUGCGUUUGUAAGAAAAGAACAGCGUUUACCAGCCACAGUGAUCUUGUAAGGUGCAAAAUUUUAGUAGAUUUAUAAAUAUGCGGUGUGAAUGAGAAAACGUUUAAACUUAUAUAUAAUUAAACAGCACGAGGAAUGAGAAUCGAGGUAAAUUUAUAUAUAAAUGUAAAGACGAAUCAUGCUGUAACUUAUAAAGAAGACUGGUGUGAUGAUUGUGUAGUAAUACUUACACUUUUUA
Phymastichus coffea is the source of this 7163-nucleotide messenger RNA. RefSeq names its product PHD finger protein 19 (gene Pcl). The coding region runs from base 206 to 2776 and encodes 856 amino acids. NCBI's taxonomy places the organism in Eukaryota, Metazoa, Arthropoda, Insecta, Hymenoptera, Eulophidae. The record is from RefSeq and is a predicted model, not a curated record. Gene Ontology annotation, molecular function: chromatin binding; DNA binding. Gene Ontology annotation, cellular component: nucleus. Gene Ontology annotation, biological process: regulation of DNA-templated transcription; chromatin organization. The transcript has 11 exons.